Loa loa (African eye worm) is the source of this 2851-nucleotide messenger RNA. Its product is annotated as camk/mapkapk/mnk protein kinase. Gene Ontology annotation, molecular function: calmodulin binding; ATP binding; calcium-dependent protein serine/threonine kinase activity. Gene Ontology annotation, cellular component: cytoplasm; nucleus. Bases 189 to 2534 code for a protein of 781 amino acids. The record is from RefSeq and is a predicted model, not a curated record. Gene Ontology annotation, biological process: protein autophosphorylation; peptidyl-serine phosphorylation; intracellular signal transduction. The transcript has 16 exons. Lineage: Eukaryota; Metazoa; Nematoda; Chromadorea; Rhabditida; Onchocercidae.
CUGCUCAAUUAGUUUAUUCAGUCAAAUCGAUAUCAAUUGACAAUAACAAUUUAUUUCCCGGCUGUCUACCUCGCGCAUCAUUCGUCAUAUCUGCUCACGCGUUUCACGUCAGGAAACAGUAUUUCAAUAUCACCGCAGAAAAACCGAGCGAAAAAAGGAUUUUGGACUGAGGAGCUGCGAACAACGCAAUGUUCUAUUUCGACGAGGAUCAUAUGGAGAAUGGUUUCGACGCUCCGUUAGCAUCUGACAACGAGGACGAGCAACGGGUGAACGAAGCACUCCAUCGGCAAAAUCCGCGGCGGCAAGAGCAAGUUGAAGGUGCGGGUGAGGCGCGGGAAUCAAUUGACGGACAGCCACAAAACAACAAAGAGUGGCAACGAGCAAAAAAUUCUGGUUCUACGACAUCAUCCACAGGGAGCUAUGGAGGUGGUCGUUGUUCUUCGGAGACAACGACAGGAAGUUCGCCUCGCGACUUUAUUUCGGGACAUCCUGUAGAGGGUGAAUUUGAUGGUCUAAAUAAUGGAGAGUCAGAAUCCGAAGAACAGCCUGCCGAACUCGUUCCAUUAGGCAUGCGUACCUAUAGUUUAUCCGGUUGCAAAGCACGUUAUCGUAAAAAGGCUCGAAGUCACUUUGCAGAUUUCUACAAACUAAUGGAUGAUCAUCUUGGGUCAGGAGCAUAUGCAAGUGUUAAAACGGGUAUCUCACUCGCAACUGGUAAAGAAUUCGCUAUUAAACUGAUUGAUAAACAUAAAGCGGGUCAUACGCGCUCACGCGUUAUGCAUGAAGUUGAAACAUUUAAUCUAUGCAAAAAUCAUCCGAAUAUUGUACAGCUGCAUGAGUGGUUCGAAGACCAUGACCGAUUUUAUUUGGUGUUCGAGAAAAUGCGCGGUGGUCCUCUGCUUGAUCAUAUCCAACGCAAGAAAUUUUUUACGGAACAAGAAGCAAGCAAAGUAACAGAAGACAUUGCCACUGCGCUGAAAUUUUUACAUGACCGGGGAAUUGCACAUCGCGAUGUGAAGCCAGAAAAUGUGCUAUGUUCAGAUAUUGAUCGCGUAAGCCCAGUGAAAAUAUGUGAUCUCGAUCUUGCAAGCAAGGCUAGUCCUCCAUCUUCACCGCGACUAACCAGUGUCAACAGUGAGCCAGAUUUAGCAAGCCCUGUGGGAAGUGCAGAAUUUAUGGCUCCUGAGGUAGUAGAUGCUUUCGUUGGCGAUGCACUCAAAUAUGAUAAGCGUUGUGAUAUGUGGUCACUUGGUGUUAUUGUUUACAUCAUGAUAUGUGGUUAUCCGCCAUUUUACGGUGAAUGCUGGCGUGAAAACUGUGGAUGGGAUCAGGGCUUAUCAUGUAACGACUGCCAGGAAAGUUUGUUCAAACGCAUUCAACGGGGGCAGUUUGAUUUUCCGGCCCCUGAAUGGGAAAACGUAAGUGAGGAAGCGAAGGAUCUCAUUUGCCAUCUGCUGGUUAAGAAUGUGCGUCAGCGUUUCACUGCUGAUGAAGUAUUAAAGCACCCGUGGGUGAAAAAUGGCGCACCAGAGACCAAACUACAAACUCCGGGGAAUUUAUUCCGUAAUGAUAGUACUCGUGAUGUUCAUCAGAUGCAGGAGCACUUCAAUGUGAUGAAUCGUAUUGUUGCAGCGCGAUUAAGUGCUCGGAUGGAGCAAAGUGAACAUGAUUCUGAUGAAUCAGUCGAUGAACGACCAAUCUUAAGACGAUCACCAGAGUAUAAAAUAUUCGAAGAUAUUACGGCAGAUAAAAUUCUGACGAAACCAGUAGAGUCGAAGCAACCAUACAAUGUUGUUACGACGAAGGUUGAAGCAACGUUCCGAGAGCAGUCAUCGAAGCCAAAUAGUAAUGUAUCAAAAACAGCGAGAAAGAAUCCUGCGAAACAGAAAAAUAUCAAAAAAUUAGUGAUUCGUAAAGCUCCAAGUCAUGGACAUAGUGUUGUACAGUGUGGCGCUCCAGCGAUGCCUUUCAUGAAUGGAACCAACAACAGUGGCAAUCCGUAUCCUUUACACUUUUCGAAGAUAUCACUGCCUUCUCCAUUACGGUAUACAGAUGGCAUACCGUUAUUACAAACUCCCCAUGUUGUACCGCCAUCACCUUUCCAACCGCCGGGUCAAAUUGUCAGCAUGAAUGGAAUGAUUUUGUAUCCACGCAUGCUCCCACAACCUAUUUGUCCACAACAGUUGUCACCGCAGCAAAUGUUUCAUGUCGUUUCUCCAUCAUAUGUUGCCAGUGCCGCUGUUCGUAUGAUACCCUAUCAGACGACUUAUGGCAAUAAUAUCUUUCAUGAGGCAGAUAGAAGACGAGAGCUGCAGUGUAACGGGAUGUUGACAAGAGCUCAGCUACAGCAGUCAGUGGGUGGGCAAGUUCGACGAACAGUGGUAACUGUACGUUCUGCUGCAAAUCUCUCUAGACCGUCGUUCGGCGAUAAUCAGUGCGAACAGCUAGAAACUUGCCAGAGUGCUAUGGUCAAGCAGGAUUCGAAAACGGACUUACGUCAGUGUCAGACACGUGAAACUCAGGUAAACGUCUAGUAGAGUGAUCGUGGGAAUUACUCAGUGUCGGCUCACAGAACUAGUUCUCCAACUCAUUUUAAAUAGUUUUUUUUUGAAAGUUGGUGUAGUUGUCACUGACAACGAAAUCACAACCGGGAAAUCGCAAGUUAGGCCUUUGAAAUGUCAUACCAUCGUUGCAUCAGAAAAACCAGCAUUAGAUUGAGAUGAAGGUAUUUAAGCUAAAGCUGGAGGAAGUAUUCGUUCCAUUUGCAUUGCUUGCUGUUCAUUCUGCAGUUUUAUUAUUUGUAUAUUUAUUAUUUUUUCUGGAAUUACUAGGUUUGAUUUUGGUUCAUUUC